GAUUACAAAGAGAAGCCAGACAGAUACAGAAGAAGAAGAAGAAGAAGAGGAAGAAGAAGAGAUAAGGCUCGCAAGAGGGACAGAGGAAGGGGACACGUCCGGUGAACACUGGCUGCUGGAAAGACACAGUGAAACGGGGCAGGAAAGGGAAAAUACAGGAAUAGGAAGGGAAGCGGGGCUCGUCCACCAGAGAGGAAAAGAGUGAGUGAGUUGUUGUGAAAAGAGGCUGAGGGGGAAACUGAUGGGAUGGCAUUGAUCUGUGGGAGCUGCCGGCUCCUGGGCCAGAUGGCGUCUUGUUGCUGCAGACCGCUGCUCAACUCCUCCUGCUGUGGACCGUUCAUCAAAGUGUGCCUCUCCUCCUUCACAGACAUCUCUCCUGCUGAGCUGGAUGCUCUCUGGAGGGAACCACCGUAUACCCUUGGUGGUGCGAACGAGCACUUCUCCGGACAUGACAUCAUGACUCAAGGCGCAGGUGAGGAGGAGGGCGGUCCGGCGGUGGAGUCGGGUGAAGGAGGGGUGGAGCCCGACAGCUACUGGAAGAAGAAGGAGGCCUUCCUCAGAGGAAGCACCGUGUCGCUGGGAGACAAGUUCUCCUCAGAAAUUGUGCUGCUGUUCACGGGGCGGAGGCGCUCCAGUGCGGAUCCUGACCGGGCCCUGCAGGAGGCGCUGCGCACCCGGCUCAGAGUGGUGGAGAGCAACAGCCAGGACGUCAUCCAGCUCUUUAAAGACUUGUCUGCGCGCCUGGUGUCUGUCCACGCUGAGAAGGACAGCUUCGUGCUCACAUUCAAGACUGUGGAGGAAAUCUGGAAGUUUUCAACCUAUCUAGCAUUAGGUUACGUGGCUCGCUGCCUGGAGAACUUCCUGUGUGAUCAGUCCUUCUGGCUGGACCCAGAGCUGCUCAGCGACCUGCAGAUCAAUGUGACCGUGGAUGAGGAACAUCUGGCAACCCUUUACCUGGGACUCGUACUACAGGAGGGGUCCUUCUUCGCUAAGGCGCUGUUCACAAGGAGUGAGGAGGAUGAAGACGAUGAAGAACAGCUGUCCUUCAAGAAGAACGACCUGCUGAUGGUGAGGGACACGGGGCAGGACGACACGUGGGAGGGCACCCUGCUGUCCACCGGAAACCACGGCCAGGUGCCGGUCAACGCCAUGCAGCCGCUGCCUUACCCCUUCUAUCAGUGGUUCCUGAGGAAGUACCCGGGCAACGCUGGAUGCUCGCCAACAGAAAAGGAAGCAUUCGAACACUCGAUCGUGACGGGUUCCUGUGUAGCAGUGGCCGACUACAGUCCAGUGGGCCCAGAUGAGCUUCAGCUGAGACAAGGCGAUGUUGUGGGGAUCCAGGGUCUGCUGGUCCGAGGCCUGGGCGUGUUCGUAGGAAAACACGCCUCCACAGGGCACACUGGUUUCGUUCACAAGGCCCAUGUCAAACCUCUGGACGCUGAACCUCUAGACGGACAAUUGGUCUUUCUGACUGAGGAGGAGAGGGCCAGCCUGGCUCAGGUUAACCCGGGCAGCUCUGAGCCGAGUGACAGUGGCCUGCUGGAGAGACUCUUCUCGUCUGACAUCAGCUCCGUGUACAGGCUAGAUAGACUGGACGAGAGUGACUUCAUGUACAUCAGGAGUCGGCCAAAACACGAUCACAACGUCCCCGGGAGCACCCGCCAGAGCGCCGUGUCAGAGAGGAGCGGAGGGACGCCCCCGUACCACUCCUCUCCACGCUCCUCUCUCUCCCACUCCCAUCCUCGCCUGUCCCUCUACCACUCCCACAAUCCUCUGCCUCAGGAGGGAGAGCGCCUGUCCUUCACGCUGGAUGACACAUUCAGAGAGCUGGACGAGUUCCAGGAAGACCCUCCCCUCUUCUUGGAGGAGAACAGCUGGGAGGGGGAGGACCCGGAGCGCAGUGACCCCACACUGACCCUGCUCAACUGCCAACACUUCCAGGAGGACUUCCUGCCUCUGUACGACCUGCAGUAUUCCUUCCUGUGGGUGACCUUCAGUGGUAAGACUGAGGAUGAGCUACCGGGGCACCUGGAGAGUGUCAGGGAGUGUGCCAAGAGGAUGGGCAUGCACUGGGCACAUCGACGGGCCUGCUUCCUCCUGGGAAGACUCUGCGCCCGGAGGCUGAAGUUCUCCCAGGCUCGGGUGUACUACGAGGAGGCUCUGAGUGUUCAGGUGGACAGUUUCUCUGACACGCCGCUCCUCGUCGCUCUCUUCACCAACCUCACCGCUGUCUACCUGAAGCAGCGUAUGACGGACAAACUGCCUCAGACUCUGGAGAAGGCCGGCGCUCUGCUCCUCUGCCUCCCUUGCCACGCCUUCACCUCCACGGACGAGGUCGAACUGCUGAAUCUGCUCCUGAGGAGAUCGGUGGUGAUGGGGGACAAGCACCUGGAGGCUCGCGUCUGCUACCUCACCUCCAGCCUCUUCCUGCAGCUCAAGAAGACGGACGAUGCCCUUCCGUUUGUUGAGCGACUCCAGUUCCUCUCGGCGACCCUCUCUGCCACCGACGGGCAUCCUAUAGCUCCCGUGGACCUCAACUGGCUCCUGAGCUGGCUCUAUCAUCGUAAAUACAUGCCGUACUUGGCGCUGGCCUCUCUGAGCCUGGACACGAGACAAGACCACUCCCUUAGCGAUGCUUUCCAGAGGAUCGGGCUGUUUAUCAAGAACUCUGUUCGCCUCAACCCACGCUGGAAGGAAGGAACCUCCCUGCUCCCUGCACAGAUUGUGGUUUACCUUCAGCAGGCCCUGGCUGUCGCCGAGCGAGGGGAGGACAUAAAGACCCAGAGGGACCUGUGCCAGGGCUUGGCCUCUGUCUACCAGCAGUACAACGCCCUGGAUAAUGCAGUGCGCUGUGCUCAGCAAGCUGUGGAGACGGGGGGCCACAUCAAUGAGGAGGAGGGCUUCGAGGCCUCCGUGCUGCUCGGGUGGCUGCUGGUGUUGACGGGCCAGGCUGAGAGGGCCCAGAGCAUCCUACAGCCACUGCUCACAUCACUCCAGGGCACAGACAGUCCCACGCAGCGAGGAGUGAUCCACAACCUCUUGGCUUUGUGUCUGAGGCGGCAGGAUCGCAUCCCAGAGGCAGGCUGGCACCUCCAUUCCGCCCUGGUGAUCUCCAGGGAAAGUGGAAACCAGAGGAACCAGGCCCUGGCACUGGCCAACCUGGGCUGCCUGGCACUGGAUGCGGGAGCGUCUCUGAUGGCGGAGCGCUUCCUGGUCAGAUCCCUCCGUCUUUUCCUGGAGCUGUGGGAAAGCCCCACGGACGAGGAGCACGUUCAGACCUACCUCUGGCUGGGGCGGAGCUACAAAGACAGGGGGCGGAGGCAGGACAGCAGGGCGUGCUUCGAAAUGGGGCUACUUAUUGCACUACAUGCCAGAAACCUACACAGUCAGAUGGUGGUGGCCAAAGUGCUGAGUCGGCUGUACGCUGACAUGCUGCUGUACGGCCAGAGCAUCGUCUACAAUGAGCACUGUGUGUCCGUAUCCAGAGAGCUGAAGGACAAGAGGCUGGAGGGAGAGCAUCUGGAAAUCCUCAGCAGCCUCUACCUCUCACUCAACACUGAAAAAUCGUCUCGUAAAUCUCUGGACUAUACGAAGCAGAGCCUGAGGAUUUCUAUCGAUCUGGGCAAGAGGGAGGAGGAGUCGGAGACCUGGCUGCAGGUGGGACGCAUCUAUUACCUGGUCCAGGAGGACGAGCUGGCUGACAUGUACCUGCAGGCAGCAGUGAAGACAGCCCUGAGGAUGAAUGACGCUCACUUUGCCAUGAGCAUCUACGAGGAGGCAGGAGACGUCUACUUCAAGGGCCACAGGAACCGGAUGGCCUCCCUGCCUUUCUACAGGGACGGCAGUCUGCCAUUUGCACGGAGCAUCAAGGACAUCCACUCAGAGUUCCGUUUGCUGAGUAAACUGACGGAGCUGCUGAUGAAGCAGGGCGAGCAGGAGGAGGCGCUGCAGUACGCCACGCUGGCCGUCCAGAUCGCCAGCAAAACAGGCGUGCUUGCAAACGAGAGGACAGCCUACCACCGGCUGGCUACAGUCUACUACAGCCUGCAGCAGUAUGAGAUGGCGGAAAACUACUACCUCAAGUCCCUGUCGCUCUGUCCGCCCGUCAUGCAGCACCCCAGGGAGGCUCGAUACUACACCAAGAUCUACUGCAGACUGGGCAAUCUCACGCUGCACAAACUGAAGGACGCCUUUGAUGCAGUGGGCUACUUCCACUUAGCUCUGGCGGCAGCCCUGGAGGACCGAGCCAACCCCGAGGCCCUGUACGUGGUGUACAUGAAGCUGGCCGAGAUCCACGGCAACCACAUGCCCGACGCUCAGCUGUGCCAAGUUUACAGAGACAGAGCCCAGACUCUGAAGAGAGUUCUGGCUGGAGAGGACGGAAACGUGGACGAUGGAGACACGGGGCCCGGCCACAAGACGGAAAAGGACUCCAAUGUGGAGCGUGCAGAAAUCGCGGUGAGGAGAAAUGGUGUUCUCACUUCCACACCUGACAAUAACAACUCAUUUCCAAGAACUUGUGUAAUGCGUGGAGACACAGAGGACGCGCGCAGAGACGCUAACACUGGAGAUUCGAAUGGGAGAGAAAGUCACAGCACGAGUCCUCCUGACGCCGACGGCCCUUUUGUGGACGCCGAGACGGAUUUCAUCACCAGUCGGUCGUACAGCGAGAGCAUCUUUACAGAGUCCUUCGACACGGCGAAGGAGCAGAUCUCAGACUCCAGCAGCUCCACGGACACUUUACAGACCCACCACAAUCAAACAGGCGGGGGAGACUGUGAUACCGCCCGCAGCAGAGCGCCCGCUCAUAUUAAUCACGCGAGUGAGAUCACGAGACACGCAGGCGCUCCAAACACAGAUUCUGAAAUCCGGGACGAAGAAAACAGCCUCUCUAAGGAAACGGACGCUCCGGCUGAUCAGUCCGACGCUGACCAAUCAGACACUGUUAGCAUGAGCACUGACAAAGCAGAACACAUGGACCUGGAUGACGUCUACACAUAGUCUCCCAGUGGCACUUUGUACUUUGUACAUUUCCUCCGGCCGGUCACGUAUUUUCUUCCCGACCAGCAAACCGACCCCGACGUUCCAGCCACGUGGCACUUAUUGUAGGAAAAAGAUUUCAGAGAUGUAGUGACUUUAAAGCAUGUGCCUUUCAUUUUGUAUAAUAUAUUAUGUGACUAGUACAGUGCACUGUGCUCGGAAUAUAUGUUUUUUCUAAGUGUAUUUGUUUUGUAUCUCUGGAAGAUAUGACUCAAAACAUAAAGAAUGUU
This is a messenger RNA of Acanthopagrus latus (yellowfin seabream), 5270 nucleotides long. RefSeq names its product SH3 domain and tetratricopeptide repeats 2 (gene sh3tc2). Gene Ontology annotation, biological process: regulation of ERBB signaling pathway; regulation of intracellular protein transport. The record is from RefSeq and is a predicted model, not a curated record. Bases 247 to 5001 code for a protein of 1584 amino acids. NCBI's taxonomy places the organism in Eukaryota, Metazoa, Chordata, Actinopteri, Spariformes, Sparidae. The transcript has 22 exons. Gene Ontology annotation, molecular function: protein binding. Gene Ontology annotation, cellular component: recycling endosome.